AUGGUUCCCACUGUGACGAGCGCCCCGCGCCACAGCAAGGGUCGACGGUACUGCUUUGUCGCGGCGAUUCUGGACGACAGAUCUGACAUGGCUCAUCUGUUGGGACUGGACAUUUUCGUCGGCGGUAAGAAGAACGGUAAAGACAUCAAGGAUUACCAUUCGAUGUUCAACCAUGAUUACUUUGUCGACUGGAUUGGAAAAUUGAUCGAUGAGGUCGAGGAACUGGGCUGGUCGUCCGCCGGGACGUGGCACAAGCAAGCCUUGUACCAAGCGUGCGUGGACUUGAUCAUCGCCGACGCCUCACCGACCGACCUCAAGACAACCAUUUGGAAGCAUUUGGACGAGGAUGUCCUACCUGUUGUGUGUGAGAUGGCCAAGGCUCGUGGACAUCAUGUCGUGUACUCAGCUCCAGGAUUUUCGGAGCUGGUCAUACCUGUUGUGUGUGAGAUGGCCAAGGCUCGUGGACAUCAUGUCGUGUACUCAGCUCCAGGAUUUUCGGAGCUGCAACCAAUCGAAAUGGUAUGGGCCAACGUCAAGGGCACAGUUGGACGGCAGUACACCUCGACUACGACCUUCCAAGACGUCCGCGAUCGUCUCGAGCGUGCGUUUUAUGAGCUGGACUCCAACGUCAUCCACAGCACGGUUGCAGCGUCGACGGCAAAGCUCCUGGGGCUUAACUGUGCUCCCCGUACAGCUGAAACUGAGGAUACCCCCGAGCAAGAUAGUGACAGCGACAUCUGCACCGACGCUUCGUCAUCAAGCGCCUCCAGUUCCAGCGACGUGGAUUAUUAG
Messenger RNA from Aphanomyces astaci, 792 nucleotides. RefSeq lists its product as hypothetical. The record is from RefSeq and is a predicted model, not a curated record. The transcript has 3 exons. Gene Ontology annotation, molecular function: nucleic acid binding. NCBI's taxonomy places the organism in Eukaryota, Oomycota, Saprolegniomycetes, Saprolegniales, Verrucalvaceae. Bases 1 to 792 code for a protein of 263 amino acids.